Molecule: messenger RNA, 3233 nt
Organism: Varroa destructor (honeybee mite)
Lineage: Eukaryota; Metazoa; Arthropoda; Arachnida; Mesostigmata; Varroidae
Cellular component (GO): extracellular region
Molecular function (GO): ion channel inhibitor activity
Source: RefSeq, a predicted model, not a curated record
UCAAGUAGCUAUAAGCAAGUUUGCUUGGAGCGCACACUUGGUGAGGAAGACAGCGACGACAGGCAGUUUUAUGCAAAGGACGGCAAAACAAAGCGAGUUGCAGUAGAAGCGUACGGCACUCAGCUUUGCUGCAAGGGGCCGAACGGAAACAGCGUACGCAGAAAUUUGAGUGAAUCACAUUGAACACAGUAAUUACUUGCUACUAGUCUUGCCUAAUCCCUUCCCGCCUUUCUUCGCUCCUGCAGAACAGACUAAACUUAUUUUACUCAACAACACUGGUAACUGCAUUAUCGAAAUUUUUAGCAGAAAGAGUUGACAUUGUUAUUAAGAACAAAGUAAAGGUGACUAAUCUCCUUAUUCACUAACUGCUAAUUAAUGAACGACUAUUACAUUAUUAAGGUGUGCAAAAGUGUUGGUGCCAGAGGGUGAACGACUAAUAAAGAAGAAUCUCAGUGAAGACGAAACAGUUUCUGUGCGAUUCUGACAAAGUAUUAUCGGACCGUAUUGUGUUGUCUGGUGAAACUGAAAGCUGAAGACGGCAAAGGCUGGCAGUCGGCUUCGCUUAAAAGCGGGAAAAAUCUCGUCUACUCGUGUGAGCGAGCUGCGUGUCAGCUCGCGAUUGUUCCUGCUACGUCGUGGCAUGGAGAGGCCCCUGUUAUCCUUCGAAGGACUCAUCUUCCUGCUAUUGUUACUACUCUAUCAAAUUAAGCCCAUUCACUCAGAUCCGGCGGCAUCGGAAAGUGGUGGAAGCGGAAAUUCUAUGGUGGCUCAGCUGUUGGCUGGAAAAAGCGGGAUUGAGGAAUCGGCAUUACGAGAGUUCGAUGAAGAAGCAUAUGACGUUUGCCGACGGUAUAUUGCACUGCACGAUACCGAACGACGCACUGGAGUGCAUCUCCCACUACAAGGUGGGAACUUUCGGGAAUCGGUUGGCGGUGGGUCUUUAAACACUGCAAGAGAUGGUAUUGUAGGAGACGAGGAAGACGGUGAAGCGACUUCGACAGGAAUUGCCCUUUCGAGGGAGAUCAGGCGGCCGCCAUCACGAGCCCGCGUUUAUGCCUACAGAGGGCAAGGCGAAGAGGGCGACUACGGAGUAUCGACAGAGUACACAAAAGUGGUCUCUUCGAAAAAGCGCAGCUGUAUCAGACGUGGCGGAUCUUGCGACGCUCGUCCGGGCGACUGCUGCUAUCAUUCGUCAUGUCGCUGCAAUCUUUGGGGCACCAACUGCCGAUGCAUGCGUAUGGGCCUACUGCAGAGAUGGAUCAAUGGUCGGCGUCGCUGAAUGCCAGAUAUGCAGAGAACGCGGUUACGACCAGCUGCUGACACCCGCUACCCCAGUGAUUACAGCUCUUACUACUACUACUAUUAUGAUAACACUACGCACUAUGCUGAUGCCGCUGCUCGAGAUUAAAUCGAAUAUAUGAUACGAUAACAAUGACAUUGCAGAUCCGCAUGUCAUAUAAUCGUACCAAGGUGACUUGUAUCAAACGAUUACCUAAUUCGUUACUAUUGUAAUAAGCGAAGUGACGCAGCGAAUCGGAUAUAUGAGCGACGGUGGCAUUCUUGCAAUUACCGCAAACCCCCCACCCCACUCCCGCCUCUACCUGACGCCUACGCUACGAAAGUGAAAAAUUCAGAGCCCCAAUAAAUACGUACUGCAUCAUCAUUCGAAAUGUUGUCAGACUAGACUUUAUCUAAAAGCACUAAUGAAACUAUAACAAGCAAAAUAUUUAUAGGUAUGACACGUUUGCAUUUAUAGACGGAACGCUGGUUAGCGCUUCAUAUGAUCCGACGAUCCUUAACGAAACAUCUUGAAAUUCUAGGUCUAGGAAGAAAGGUCACGUUCCUUAGUACAGCUUGUGUUCUCGUUCGCGCGUGCGACGACCUUACUAGCACAUCGAAUGCAAUGUGCUUCAAGCCACUCCAGAAGAAGAGAAGAACCUAGACAAAGACCAGUAGAAUCCUCAUUAUAGCUUCGUCGUCUUAGAUGACCCAAUAGCUUAGGUCCUGAUCUCUUCGAAAUCAAGUUGUUUCUCUCGAAGCUCGGUGCUUUCUUCUUAAAGCAAACAUGCUUUUACGGUUGUACGUAAUCUGUCCGCCCGAAUCAGUUAAAUGCAAUUCAAAGAGCUCGCUUAAAUAGAAGAGAGAAAAAUUUCUUAUCACCUAUCGGCUAAAUGCACAUUAUAAUGCCAUCCAACGGGUGGCGAUAUAGCGAAGAAAAAAUACAGGGACAUUUGCGCAACAAUCCUCACUACCCGUACGUGUUUUCCGUCGGUUGAAGACAUAAAAAACGGAAAUUUAUCAUAUGUCUUUCUUAAGCACGUUCUCUAAUUGACAUAUUAGGUCGACGCAACUCGUGUUGCGUAUAUUUUGGUCACUUGGGAACCUGAGCGGGUCCCUCGCUGACAGACUUCUCAGAAUGACUUCGCUUAAUGACCGCUUCUGUCUCCUUUGCCUAGCUUCUUCGCUUCAAUUCUUUUCAACAGCUACGGCUUCGACGCUUCAUUGGAUUCGCCAUGUCCCUCUGGUCUACCUCAUUCUUGAUUACCCAAGUGGCGAACACUCGUUUAGCCAGAAGCAGCUUGUCAUGACAUGGCAACAUUUGCUGCUACUGAACCUCGUGGUAGGUAUAACUAUGACUGAAUUUUUACGAAUAUUAGUAGUGAUUAAGGAUCAUUGCUGUUGCCAUAUAACAGUACUAACAAUAGCUAAUAUGACUAUUAGUAUUUUGCCGACCUAGCGUCGCCAAGCGUCGGCGAUUCAUGGAACAGUCCGAGGAACCUCUCGCACGCAAAAGUACUCUAGUAAAUAUCUCAUUGAUAGAGAGUAAAAACGAGUAGCAAUCUAACACAGUCUGAUCAAUGUAGCCUGAUUAUUAUUGUUCAGAUUCGUGGGUUUCGGAUACGUAGCUCUGAUACGCGAAGGCCCCGUUGCUCUCGCCGUUCCAAUGUUGAAGUGCUAGUCGUGAUCAAUUGAACAAUAAACAAAUGAAUAAUUAAAUCGAAUAAAUAUUGAAUACAUCAAGUAUGUCAGCUGUCUAUGUCAAUGUGAUUAGUUCUUUUUCCUCAGAAAUACUUAUAUAUAUAUGCAGAAGAAAAUAUAUAUAUAUAAGCAAGUACGCCCUGACUAGUAGAUACAGAACUGCGUGUCGGUGAUAUACAGGUGUCAUAGCACAGGGUAAUAUCCUUUAUCUAUCCCGUAACAGGAUCGCUUUGGUUUAUACUUAACUGUAGUGA